This is a messenger RNA of Oldenlandia corymbosa var. corymbosa, 1429 nucleotides long. The record is from the annotation of a GenBank genome assembly. Lineage: Eukaryota; Viridiplantae; Streptophyta; Magnoliopsida; Gentianales; Rubiaceae.
CACAGUUCAAGUGUGGACAACUUAUAAUUCUAAUAACACGCGUCGCCCACUGUGAUUAUAAAAUAAAAUUGGCAAUAACUUGUGACUCUAAUGCGAAAACAGAAAAAGAGGUAACUAGAAUGAUGAGGUGGGGAUGCCUUGUUCAAUGAUUGUACUUACUAAUUUGUGGCUCGUGAAAUUUUCAUUGUCAAAUCAUCAUAAAUAAAAUUUCCAUUUUCCUAUCUAUUUAUCAGCAUUCAAACAUUUCAUCGCACCCUGCCAAGAAUCCGUCUAAUUCAGGAAAUCCAUGGCAAACACUGGACCAACUAAACCUUCAAGAUGGUCUCUUUCCGAACAAACAGCUCUUGUCACCGGAGGAACUCGCGGAAUAGGCCGUGCAAUCGUUGAAGAACUAGCUCAAUUCGGCGCCAGAGUCCACACAUUUUCAAGAACAGAGUCAGAACUCAAGGAAAGAUUGCAAGAAUGGAGUUCAAAGGGAUACAGAGUAACGGGUUUUGUCUGUGAUGCAUCCUCAAGAGAGCAGAGGAUUCAGCUCAUGGAAAAAAUCAAUCAGAUCUUCGACGGCAAACUCAACAUCCUGAUAAACAACGUCGGAACAACGUUGUGGAAACCAGCAGAAGAGUGUUCCCUCGAAGAUUACAACACCAUUAUGUCCACAAACCUUGAAUCCGCUUACCAUUUCUCUCAAUUGGCUUAUCCUCUGCUCAAGGCAUCUGGGUCGGGAAACGUGGUGUUCAAUUCUUCGGUGGCGGGUUUUGUGAGCUUGAAUCAUUUGUCAAUUUACUCUGUUACGAAAGGGGCGAUGAAUCAAUUGACCAGGAAUUUGGCUUGUGAAUGGGCGAAAGAUAAUAUCCGGGUCAACGGAGUUGCUCCUUGGUUUAUCAAAACCACCAUAUCUAAAGAAACGGCCGAUGAUCCGGUGUUCUUGGAGAAAUCGAUUUCAAGAACUCCAUUGAGACGCCAUGGAGAACCUGAAGAAGUUUCAUCUUUAGUAGCUUUCCUCUGUCUCCCAGCUGCUUCUUACAUCACUGGCCAAAUUAUAGGUGUAGAUGGAGGAAUGAUGGCCUAUGGUUUCUAACAGGGGAAAUUUUUUCUUUGGUUAGAGACUACUAUCAAAAUAAUGACGACGUAAGCAGGUUUCCUUUUCGAUUGCAUGCUUUAUUACUUUUCAUAGAGCACCUCUUUUUGUAAGAUAUUAAUAUUAAUAUUAUACUCGUACCUUGUAUUUUUAAUUAACUGUUUUUAGUUAAAAUUAUAAAAUAUGAUAUGGGGUAACUUUUUAGGACGUGGGGAAUAUUUUAGUUUAGUUAUUCAAUGAAUAAACAUGCCUUAUGAAAAAAUUUGUUUAGUAGUGAAAAAACAACUCAUUAUAAUUGGAAACAAAACUAAGAAAACUUUUAUUUUAGUUCGUUUAAUUUCUAUUUUUUUC